UGCUUUUUUUGUCAUUUCAAAAGACAAAAGUGAAAGACAACUCUCUCACUCUCUCUCUCUCUCUCUCUCGUCCAUUAAAGCCCUAGAAAAUUCUUAUCCCAGUUUUUUCUCUGCUGCCAAACGCUCCUCUUUCUCUCUUUGCAAAUCUCUUCCGCUUUCUUCUCUUUAAAAUCCGUACUCCGACGGAUAAGCUUCUUCCUCCGAUUCUUCUUGGCUCCCAUCUGCGGCUUCCUUUUCGGUUUUCAGGCUUCAAAAUUUUCUUGAAUAAUAUUAUUUGAUCUGGAAGCUGCUGAUACUACAAUAGUUAUCCUUUUAUUCAAAAGGAUCUAACUCUUAGCCUCUUGGGGAGGAGACCUGUUUUUGUUUAAAAUUGAUCUUUUGUAAGUUCAACAUUCAGGAAGGAUCAAUUUUAGCUAUAAAGAUGACAGUGAGGACUCCCGGAACACCAUCUUCAAAAAUCGACAGGACACCAGUUUCAACCCCAGGGCCAAGAGCAAGAGAAGAGAAGAUUGUGGUUACAGUGAGGUUGAGGCCUCUAAGUAAAAGGGAACAAUUGGCCAAAGACCAAGUAGCAUGGGAAUGCAUAGAUGAUAACACAAUUGUUUACAAACCACCGUCUCAGGACCGUUUGACAACAACGCAAGCAUCCUCAUUUACAUUUGAUAAAGUCUUUGGUCCCAAUAGUGUAACGGAAACAGUAUACGAGGAUGGAGUGAAAAAUGUUGCUUUGUCUGCUUUGAUGGGCAUCAAUGCUACCAUAUUUGCUUAUGGACAAACUAGCAGUGGGAAGACAUAUACAAUGCGAGGGAUAACAGAGAAAGCUGUUAACGACAUCUACAAUCAUAUAAUGAAUACCACGGAGAGAGAUUUUACAAUUAAAAUUUCAGGACUUGAAAUAUAUAAUGAGAAUGUCAGAGAUCUCCUAAAUUCAGAAUCCGGUCGCAAUUUGAAGCUUUUGGAUGAUCCAGAGAAAGGUACUGUGGUUGAGAAAUUGGUAGAGGAAACAGCUAGUGAUGAUAAGCAUUUGAGACAGUUGAUCGGUAUUUGUGAAGCACAAAGACAAGUUGGAGAAACCGCUUUAAAUGAUAACAGCUCGCGGUCACACCAGAUAAUAAGGCUGACAAUAGAAAGUACUGUCCGUGAGAACUCGGACCGUGUGAGGUCUUUUGUUGCAAGCCUGAACUUUGUGGACCUAGCUGGAAGUGAAAGAGCUUCACAAACACAUGCUGAUGGUGCUAGGCUCAGAGAAGGUUGCCAUAUUAACCUUAGCUUGAUGACACUCACAACUGUAAUCAGAAAGCUCAGUGUGGGAAAAAGAAGCGGGCAUAUACCAUAUAGAGACUCAAAGCUCACUCGCAUACUGCAGCAUUCACUUGGUGGGAAUGCACGCACUGCUAUCAUAUGCACCUUGAGUCCAGCACUGUCCCAUGUUGAACAAUCUAGAAAUACUCUUUAUUUUGCCAGCCGUGCAAAGGAAGUAACAAAUAAUGCCCAUGUCAACAUGGUUGUCUCAGACAAGCAGCUAGUGAAACAUCUGCAAAAAGAAGUAGCCAGGCUGGAAGCAGAGCUGCGGACACCUGAACCAUCAAAAGAAAAAGAUAUGAAGAUUCAGCAGAUGGAAAUGGAAAUUGAAGAACUGAGACGCCAAAGAGAUCUUGCUCAAUCUCAAGUGGAUGAAUUACGCAGAAAACUAAGGGAAGAUGAGCAGGUUACAAACCCAUUUGAGUCACUCCAACCGUCUGUGAAGAAGUGUCUCUCUUUUACUGGUGCUUUAUCAACAAAACUUGAUGGCAAGGAGUUAGGCCGUGUAGAUAGAGCAAGAAAUACAAUUUUAAGGCAGUCAAUGAGGCAGUCAUCCGCUGCUCCUUUCACCCUUAUGCAUGAGAUUCGCAAACUUGAACACCUGCAGGAGCAGCUUGGAGAAGAAGCAAAUCGGGCCCUUGAAGUACUACAAAAAGAAGUUGCUUGUCAUAGACUAGGUAACCAAGAUGCUGCUGAAACAAUUGCUAAGCUACAAUUAGAAAUAAGGGAAAUGCGUGCUGUCCGGUCAGACCCAAAAGAAGUUGAAGUUGGAAGUGUAGUUCCUACCAACAAAAGUGUCAGUGCUAAUCUCAAGGAUGAGAUUACCAGACUUCAUUCUCAGGGCAGCACUAUUGCCGAUCUUGAGGAACAACUUGAAAAUGUUCAGAAAUCUAUUGACAAAUUGGUGAUGUCUCUUCCAAGCAAGUACCAACAGUCUAACACUGAUGCAUCUCCCAAGACCAAGAAGGAAUUGAAAAAGAAAAAGUUAAGUCCUUUGGCUUCAAGUAAUGUUGCUAAUCGGGCAAAUUUCAUCAGAUCCCCUUGCUCGCCUCUAUCAACUUCUCGGCAAGUUUUGGAUUCUGAGAUAGAAAACAGAGCUCCUGAGAAUGAUGAUAUUGUGUCAACUGACACUCUACCAGAGUCUGAGAAGGAGACUCCAACAAAGAAUGAAGAAUCAGGAGAUGUCUCAUCAAAGGAAUGCACUCCAGGGUAUCGACGUUCCAGUUCAGUAAACAUGAAGAAAAUGCAGAAGAUGUUCCAGAAUGCAGCAGAGGAGAAUGUAAGAAGUAUAAGAGCAUACGUCACAGAAUUGAAAGAAAGGGUGGCCAAACUCCAAUACCAAAAGCAGCUACUCGUUUGUCAGGUUCUGGAAUUGGAGGCAAAUGAAUCAGCAGGGUACAAUUUAGAGAAUGACGAGAACUCCUGUGAACCGGAGCUGCCUCAAGUCUCAUGGCAAAUAACUUUCAAGGAGCAAAGGCAGCAGAUUAUUGAGCUCUGGGACUUGUGUUAUGUGUCUAUCAUUCAUAGGACACAGUUUUAUUUGUUAUUCAAGGGUGACCCAGCUGAUCAAAUCUACAUGGAAGUGGAGCUUAGGCGGUUGACAUGGUUGCAGCAGCACCUGGCAGAACUUGGGAAUGCAAGCCCUGCUCAUGCGGGAGAUGAGCCUACAAUAUCUCUAUCGUCAAGCGUUAGAGCAUUGAAACGUGAAAAGGAGUUCCUUGCAAAGAGGUUAACCUCGCGUUUGACUGCAGAGGAAAGGGAUGCGUUGUACAUGAAAUGGGGUGUACCACUUGAAGGGAAGCAAAGGAAGAUGCAGUUUGUGAACAAACUUUGGGUAGACCCUCAUGAUCCAAAGCAUAUACAGGAAAGUGCUGAAGUAGUGGCAAAACUUGUUGGGUUCUGUGAAGGAGGUAACAUGUCUAAGGAGAUGUUUGAACUCAAUUUUGUUCUUCCAUCUGGUAGGAGACCAUGGAUUAUGGACUGGAACCAAAUAUCUAACCUUCUUCAUUUGUGAGAAUAAUUAUUCUUUUGUUGUAAGUAAUAUUUCAACAUUCUUAUCUCUCUUACAUGUAAAUGAAUUUUGGAGUUUUCCUCCGAAUUCUUCUUCUUUCUUCUUCGUGGUGUGACUUGAUUGAGCGCACAUGACUUAAUAAAAUUAUUUAUUCAUUGUUAAUGUUACAAAA
Ziziphus jujuba (common jujube) is the source of this 3485-nucleotide messenger RNA. Its product is annotated as kinesin-like protein NACK1. The record is from RefSeq and is a predicted model, not a curated record. Gene Ontology annotation, molecular function: microtubule binding; microtubule motor activity; ATP binding. The transcript has 15 exons. The coding region runs from base 422 to 3316 and encodes 964 amino acids. Gene Ontology annotation, biological process: microtubule-based movement. Lineage: Eukaryota; Viridiplantae; Streptophyta; Magnoliopsida; Rosales; Rhamnaceae.